Molecule: messenger RNA, 2404 nt
Organism: Hipposideros armiger (great roundleaf bat)
Lineage: Eukaryota; Metazoa; Chordata; Mammalia; Chiroptera; Hipposideridae
Gene: DNAJB4
Product: DnaJ heat shock protein family (Hsp40) member B4
Exons: 3
Coding region: 433-1446 (337 amino acids)
Biological process (GO): negative regulation of transcription by RNA polymerase II
Cellular component (GO): cytosol
Molecular function (GO): protein-folding chaperone binding
Source: RefSeq, a predicted model, not a curated record
UUGGUUUCUCAAUCUACUUGGCCUCUUAAAAAGGGAAUAAAAAUGGUAGAGCCAGAAGGAGAAUGAAUAGUUAAUCAUGGAGGAGGAGAAAACCUAGCUCAGUACUUUGACUAGAGGCAGCUGGGGAAGUGACGUCCUGUAGCAUUUGCUGUUCUAGAAAGUACAGAGACACGUAGUGAAAAUGGGAGGAUCUAGAAGGAGGCCGUCUCCUGUGUAGUGUAUAUUUAUCUGUAAGUGAGCUGUUGGGCAAGGAAUUAAAUACGGAGACGCUGUCUGCGUGCUGCCUUCAGACAGCGAAGCUGAAUUGCUGAUGUGCUUUAACUUUUAAAUUACCGAGCUUGGUUUAUUUUUUUAGAGCCUUUGUACUGCUCAGACUGGGGACGCUGUUUUCUCUCACAAAGGGAAAUCUAAGUUCAUUUCAAGGCGUUCGAAAUGGGGAAAGACUAUUAUAGCAUUUUGGGAAUUGAAAAAGGAGCUUCAGAUGAAGAUAUUAAAAAGGCUUACCGAAAACAAGCCCUCAAAUUUCAUCCGGACAAGAACAAAUCUCCUCAAGCAGAGGAAAAAUUUAAAGAGGUCGCAGAAGCUUAUGAAGUAUUGAGUGAUCCUAAAAAGAGAGAAAUAUAUGACCAGUUUGGAGAGGAAGGGUUGAAAGGAGGAGCAGGAGGCACUGAUGGACAAGGAGGCACCUUCCGGUACACCUUUCAUGGCGACCCUCAUGCCACAUUUGCAGCAUUUUUCGGAGGUUCCAACCCCUUUGAAAUUUUCUUUGGAAGACGGAUGGCUGGUGGUAGAGAUUCUGAAGAAAUGGAAGUAGAUGGAGAUCCUUUUAGUGCCUUUGGAUUCAGCAUGAAUGGAUAUCCAAGAGACAGGAAUUCUGUGGGGCCAUCCCGCCUCAAACAAGAUCCUCCAAUUAUUCAUGAACUGCGAGUAUCACUUGAAGAAAUAUAUAAUGGUUGUACCAAGCGGAUGAAGAUUUCUCGAAAAAGGUUAAACCCUGAUGGAAGGAGUUAUAGAUCCGAGGACAAAAUUCUCACCAUUGAGAUUAAAAAAGGAUGGAAAGAAGGCACCAAAAUUACUUUUCCAAGGGAAGGAGAUGAAACACCAACUAGUAUUCCAGCAGACAUUGUUUUUAUCAUUAAAGAUAAAGAUCACCCCAAAUUUAAAAGAGAUGGAUCAAAUAUAAUUUAUACUGCUAAAAUUAGUUUACGAGAGGCAUUGUGUGGCUGCUCAGUUAACGUGCCAACCAUGGAUGGAAGAACCAUACCUAUGGCAGUAAAUGAUAUUGUGAAACCUGGAAUGAGGAGGAGAAUUAUUGGAUAUGGGCUGCCGUUUCCAAAAAAUCCUGACCAACGCGGUGACCUCCUAAUAGAAUUUGAGGUGUACUUCCCAGAUUCUAUACCUUCAUCAUCCAAAGAAGUACUUAGGAAACAUCUUCCUGCCUCAUAGAACGAAAAACUUUGUUACCCAUAUUUUGAUAAGGCACUGAAAAAUAUAAAAAGACUGGCAGUUUACUGAUAUAGAUGUGAAUUCUGUAUAAAGACGUGUACAUUAUUUUGAGGGUUCAUUAAAUUGCAUGAAUAGAGACGGGUCAAAUUAAUAGGCAAAAGGGAUUUUUAUAGUUCGAGAUGAAGAGAAAACCAUUCAUUCUUUUAUUUCAUUUCUCCCAAAUCAGAAAUUUUUAGUAUUUACAAUUUGUUUUUGUGGCAUUAGUAGAUAUAUUUCUAAUAAAGUACUAGACUGCCCAAGUACUUUAUUUCUUAUAUCUUUACAUUGUCAGUAUGGUAAGUUCUCAUUUAUAAUGAAAAUUUUAAUUCUUAACUAAACUAUACAUGUGAUAUGUAUUUCAAGAAAAUAAAAACCUAAGUCAUUUAAAAAUGUGAUUAACUAGAUUUAAAUCACCAUCUGAAAUGCUGCUAUAGGGCUGGUACCCAUAAAAGAAUAUCCUAAUGCAUAUGUUUCACCAUUUUGAUUUUUAAAAUAUGCUAUAGCAUUUCUUAAUAGUGUAGUAUAAUGUUCUUAAGACCUUUUCUUCAUAAAAAUGAAAUUAAUGGCAAUUUAUCUCCUGUGGAAAUCCCAAUUGCCUGAAUUACUGAUAUUUUAGCAAUAGGCUGUUUUUAAAAUGCCAUAUGUAAUUUUAUGCAAGUUGACUAUAUUAUAUAUCUUGGACUUAAUAAAUUAUAUGCACAUUUUAUUGUCCACUAGUUUAAAAUAGUUUGUUUAAUAAUAAAUGUGUUUUUAGAGGAAAUGUUGUUACUUGGAAUUAAUUUUCCAAUUACACAGUCUUCUAUAACUUAAUCAUAACAUGCUGUAUGUACCUUAUGUAAUUUCCCUAAAAAAGAAUAAACUACCACUGUGGUGUUAAACCAAAAUAUGGGGAAAAUAAACACUAACUGCUGCUUAUGAA